UGGUGAUCGACGUGGGAACUGAUGGUUUAUCAGACAUUAGAUAUCAUAACUAUAUUAACGACUAUCGUAGUCCCGAAAUCAAAUGGUCAAACGAUUGGCACCAAUUUCCUGGCCUUCCCUUUAGUUUGACCAUCGAGGACGUGAUCAUUAAAAUGGGCACUAAACUACAAAAGAUGUCUGACCUCUACUGGCAUAUCUCUUUAUAUCUGUCCAUAGCUUAUGUGAUCGUCAUAUUUGGCAUCAAAUUUUUCAUGUCGUUCCGCGAUAAGGGCUACGAUCUGCGCAAAUACCUGAGCGCUUGGAACAUCUUAUUGUCGAUAUUCUCCAUCUGCGGUGUCAUCCGAUGUUUGCCAGAGUUUUUGCACAUCAUUUACACAAAAGGGAUGACCGCAUCGUUUUGUGAUGCAUCCUAUUAUGAGGAUGCUCGGCUCAACAUUUGGUACCUGUUUUUUACACUAUCGAAAGCCCUGGAACUGUUUGAUACGGUAUUCAUUGUAUUGAGAAAGCAGAAGCUCAUACACUUGCAUUGGGUACACCACGUACUGACACUGACCUAUUCGUGGUACGUGUUUGCCGACGUACCAUCAACUGCCAGAUGGAUGGUCAACAUGAACUUCUUGAUCCAUUCAAUGAUGUACACGUACUACGCGUUACGGGCCAUGCGUUUUGUGAUACCCCGUGUGGUUAAUGUGACCAUUACUUCAUUACAAAUUGCCCAAAUGUUUGCCGGACUGUUCAUCAACUACCUGGCCCUACACUAUAAACUAUCGGGCACUCCAUGCGAUCUCUCCCGAAAAGUGGCUGUCUUUGGCUUUUCGCUAUAUUUCCUUUUUUUCCUAUUAUUUAUGAACUUUUUUAUCCGUUCCUAUAUAUUGAAAGCCAGUCCACAGCAGCAAAAAGGCAAACAUUUGGUUAGCAAUGGUUACUAUAAUAAGCCUGAUAUCAAUCAAAAUACAAAUUUUAAAAACAAUUAUAAUAGUAAUGGUUAUACAGCUAAUGGCAUCGGCAAUGGUGUCUGCAAUGGAAAGCUUAAGAAAACGCUUUAAGGCUUUUUUGAUGUCAGUGUUGUUAUCGUUAAAAAAAAUAAAUAAGUAAUAAAUU
Oppia nitens is the source of this 1101-nucleotide messenger RNA. Its product is annotated as elongation of very long chain fatty acids protein 6-like. The record is from RefSeq and is a predicted model, not a curated record. Gene Ontology annotation, biological process: very long-chain fatty acid biosynthetic process; sphingolipid biosynthetic process; fatty acid elongation, saturated fatty acid. The transcript has 2 exons. Gene Ontology annotation, cellular component: endoplasmic reticulum membrane. Lineage: Eukaryota; Metazoa; Arthropoda; Arachnida; Sarcoptiformes; Oppiidae. Bases 153 to 1046 code for a protein of 297 amino acids. Gene Ontology annotation, molecular function: fatty acid elongase activity.